Messenger RNA from Strongyloides ratti, 924 nucleotides. RefSeq names its product Fkbp13. Bases 1 to 924 code for a protein of 307 amino acids. NCBI's taxonomy places the organism in Eukaryota, Metazoa, Nematoda, Chromadorea, Rhabditida, Strongyloididae. The transcript has 2 exons. Gene Ontology annotation, molecular function: peptidyl-prolyl cis-trans isomerase activity. The record is from RefSeq and is a predicted model, not a curated record.
AUGAAAAUUUUUUUAUUAAUUAAUUUAUAUAUAUUAAUAAAUAUAUCUUUACAACGAGGUCCAGAAGAUGCCAUACCAGUUAUAGAAAUUCGUGGUGAAGGUCCACCAAUGUCAUCAGCACAGAUACGUGAUCUUGAGGAACGAGCUAAUGGUAAACCACUUGAUAUAAAAAUAGAAAAAUUAUUUAUUCCAAAAGAAUGUAAAGAAAAAGUAGAAAAUCAUGAUUGGGUUACAUUUAAUUAUAAAGGUUUUACUGAAGAUGGAAAAUUAUUUGAUACAACUUAUAAUAAUAAAAGUCCCGUUACAAUACAAAUGAGUAUAGGUAUGAGUAUGAUUGGUUUAGAAAAAGGUAUGAUUGGUAUGUGUAUUGAUGAGAGAAGAAGAAUAAAAAUUCCAUGGAGAUUAUCUAAAAAAGUAGAAAGUAAAGUUUGGAAAUUAUUUCCAACUGAAGAACAUUGGAUAAGUCUUGAGGUUGAGGUUAUUUCAAUUGAUAAAUGGAGUAUAGAGAAACAAUUUAAUGAAUUAGAUCAUAAUAUAGAUGGUGUAAUUGAUCUUAAUGAUAUGAUUAAAACUUCUCAAAAAUUAGAAGAUUAUGGAAAGAGAUGGUCAAAUAAUGAUAUUGAUAAUGUUAUAGCAGGAAAAUAUUUUAUAAAAUAUUUUGAUAUUGAUAAAAAUAAUAAAAUUGAAAAAAAUGAAUAUUUUAAAAUAAUGAAAAGAGAUAUGAAAGUUAUGAAAAAUUCAAAUCCUAUAAGAGAUAAAAAAGGUGAAUUUAUUGGGAAACGCCGAGAACCAGGAUUUGGAUGGAUACUUGAUCAUAAUAAUGAUGGUUACAUACAACCACAAGAAAAUUAUGAAGCAGAUAAAAUAUUUGAAAAAAGUUUACCUAUACGUGAACCAAUUGAUAAUUUUAAAGAAGAAUUGUAA